This is a messenger RNA of Prinia subflava (tawny-flanked prinia), 2942 nucleotides long. Its product is annotated as forkhead box protein D1-like. Lineage: Eukaryota; Metazoa; Chordata; Aves; Passeriformes; Cisticolidae. Gene Ontology annotation, biological process: regulation of transcription by RNA polymerase II; cell differentiation; anatomical structure morphogenesis. The record is from RefSeq and is a predicted model, not a curated record. Gene Ontology annotation, molecular function: RNA polymerase II cis-regulatory region sequence-specific DNA binding; DNA-binding transcription factor activity, RNA polymerase II-specific. The transcript has a single exon. Bases 106 to 954 code for a protein of 282 amino acids.
UUCAUUUCUCCUGCUGGUUCUAUUCAGUGGACCAAUUAUUCAACUGGCUACUUGCAGUAAAAUAUCAGAACGCUUAAAAUAAAUGCUGGGUUUCAGGCUGCUAUAAUGACUGAAGACUCUUCUGAAAACGAUGAAGGAAGUCUAGACAUCUGUGCAGUAGGAGAAGAAGAAGAAAAACUGGCUCAAGGGCUUCCACCCCGAAUUCUCAGCUCUCACAUACAUGCCAAGAAGAGUCUUCCUGUGACUGUGGAUGAAGGAAGAUUUCUGGAUAAACCACCUCUGUCAUACAUAGCAUUGAUUGCAAAGGCAAUACUUUCUUCCCCAACAAAUAAACUGAAUUUAGCUGCUAUCUACAAAUAUAUUGAAGAUAAUUUUCCUUUUUACAGGAACAAAGGACGAGGCUGGAGGAACAGUGUAAGGCACAACCUUUCACUAAAUGAUUGUUUCAUCAAGGUGGGAAGAUGUGAGGAUGGAAAAGGAAACUACUGGAGUAUUCACCCAUCAAACUUAAAUGACUUUGUUCACGGGGACUUCAGGCAACAUCGGAGGUCACGAAAGCGAGGGCACCAAAAGGAGGUAAAGCACUGCCUUGCUGUGAAUUAUUUCACACCAUGGGGACACUAUCCUUCCUGUCCAGCACCAAACUGGCUUUACCAAACACAUUAUUUUCUGGAUCCAAUGUGGAAACUUCUCUAUGCUGACAGAUUGCAGUUUGUGCAUGAAUACCAAAAGUGGAAUGUAAACAGUGGUUUAAUCAUGGGGAAGUUUUCACCUCAAUUACAGACUGAUAAACCCCACAGCACUUCUGAGGACUGGUUUUAUGGAGCUCCUGCCACUUCAGUUAUGCAGCAGAAUAUUUUCCUAAAUAUUCAGCCAGGUUUCCCUAACUCUCUUUUACUCUUUUCUCAAAAACAGCACCAAAGUGAAGCAUUCAGACACAUCUGUAAGUACUAGAAAGUAUUUGAAGUGCUUGAAUAACUUCGCAGGCAGCUUGUGACUCUGUCAAGAUAUAAUGUUUGUUGCACAAUUUUGAACUUUUGUAUAUGUUUAAAGACAGCAGAAGAGCUUGCUUACUUAUAUUAGCCAGUGAUUGUCCAUGAUUAUUACCUAAGUGUAUUAGCUUUGAAACCAUAACAAUGAUUUUUUAAUCAUUCUGCUGAUCAAUGGCCAUGCAUAGAUUACUUCAGUAUAAAAGUAAAUCCAUUCACACUGACUGCCCAAUGAAAUUAUUUUUAAAUUGUUCUGUAUUAAUCAUAUUAUUGUAUAAGACUGGUCUAUUGGAUUCAAAUUAAUACAAAUGUAUGUGUAUUUAUAACUAUAUAUUCAAAUAUGUACAAUCAUAUAUUUACUUCUACAUUAUAUUGAAUAGGAAGGAUAAAUACAUUUCUCCUUUGUCAUUUGAGAAUGUCUUUGAAAUUAUACUUGUCACCUCCCACACUGGCAAUACUGAAUUAUUCUUCUACUCAUUUAAUAUUGUACAUUGGUUAGUACUCACUUGACACUAUUAAUUCUGAUGCAUUGUAUUGAUCAAAAAAUCUCUGUACGUUUAUAUAUCUUUAACCAUUAAGUUGUGUACUUGUUCUCAUUUGAAUAAUUUUUCAGAUUAAUAAAUAUUUCAAGAGAAAUAGGAUUGCAAUACUAUCUAAAAUGUGUUUUAAGUUCAAAUCUGCUUUUUAAAUGCAUGGCCACAUAUUAAUUAACAUACUUAAAUGAUUACUUAAAGGCAACAUGGCUAAUUAUGAGUUUACCCAUUAGCUGGGUAUAAUUCAUUUAAGAAAUUUUCAUUUUUGGGAUAUUUCCACCUAUUGCUUAGGCUUAUAUCUAUGUUUUUAGUUCACAUAGUCAUACUUAUGUACAUAGCUACAGAGUGUAUGAUGUUAUGAAGUGCCCAUUUAAAUACAUUUUUAAAAUGUAUGUAUCUAUUCAGCAACCUCAUGGUAGCAGAAACUUUUGAAGUUUCACACAAAGUGGUAACAAACAUUGUGAAAAAACCCAGCUCUGCUAAAUUAUAAAACGACAAGAACUUCCUUUGAAACACUUACAGAAAAUGCAGAUGAAGGCACUGCAGUGCUUCAGUCAUGAAAUGCCCUUGUGUGUGGACAAAACAUGAGAACUGGACAAAGAUGGGGAAGGUAGGAUGAAGAUGGGAUGGGAAGACUGGCUAGAGGAAACACAGAUAACUGGAAUUGGGACAACGAGCUCAGACAUAUUGAUCAAAGAGCUGUGAGAAGCCUAAGGAACACAAAUUGUGAAUGCCAGGCAAUUAUAACCAGAUGAGAAUGAAAGCUAGGGAUAAGAGUCAGGGCAGGUUUGAUGAGUAGUAGGUGGGAAAAGUCUCUGCCUGCUACAGUUUAUGUGUUGCAUAAAAUCUAAUAUUCAUAGUUCUUUAGAUGUCAGCAAAUUACUUUAAAAUUACACAAGAGAACAACUUACUCCUGUUUUUUCCUCACUGGGUUUACUUGGGAAAAGCUUGUAAAGUACACCUGAGGAUAUUCCCAGGAUGACAGUGUCAUUUAACUCCAUCUUCCCUGCUAAGUAAGAGUUGGAGAAGGGUAUUAAAGUGCAUAACAUGACACUCUGCUUGAGCUACUGUUACUUACCAGGUUAUCCUUUAUGCCUGAACUAACCAUUUCAGUUUGCUCAGGAAAAAGAAUUGUAUUUUACCAGAUUAGUGAUGAUGGUGGAAAUGUGGCAUGUACCAGUCCCUACGCACUAUUCCAGGUCUUUGUUCCAGUUUCCUGUGGGAAUGCAAUACUAGUGACUCAUCUGAAGGAGACAUUCUGCUUAGAUGCUCAGAUUUCAUUUGAAGACCAUUUUGAAAUAGUUGUCAUACCACUAGUGAUAUACAUACCAUAGAAUGAAAACUCCCAUCUUAGAUAUUUCCACUAUGAUUAUAUAGCUGUCCAUAUACUUUCUUAUAUUUUUUGUUUUAUUCAAUGUGU